AGGUUAUAAGGAGGGGAGGGAAGCCUCAGGGCAGUGAGCAGAACAGCCCCACUGGUGAGUCAGUGGGCAGGGGCUCCCUGUCUCUAGCUGCACAUGGGGAACAUCAUCAGGGCCCUCAUGGCCUUAAUCCCUGCUGACCGCUGCCAGAACUACGUGGUCAGAAACCUCCAGGAGAUGCCACCGGACAGGACGGUGGAUGUGAGUGGGAGCCGGCUGCGCCGUCUCCCUGGGCAUGUAUGCGCAUUUACAGAGCUCGUCAAGCUCUACCUGAGUGACAACCAUCUCAGCAGCCUGCCUCCAGAACUGGAGCAGCUGCAGAACCUGCAGAUCCUGGCUUUAGAUUUCAACAACUUCAAGGCUCUGCCCCAGGUAGUGUGUACGCUGAAACAGCUCUGCAUCCUCUACCUGGGCAACAACAAACUCUGCGACCUCCCCAAUGAGCUGAGCCUGCUCCAGAACCUCCGGACCCUGUGGAUUGAAGCCAACUGCCUCACCCAGCUGCCAGAUGUGGUGUGUGAGCUGAGUCUCCUUAAGACUUUGCACGCAGGCUCCAAUGCCCUGCGUCUGCUGCCAGGCCAGCUCCAGUGUCUCCGUGAGCUUCGGACCAUUUGGCUCUCGGGCAACCUGCUGACUGACUUCCCCACUGUGCUGCUUCACAUGCCCUUCCUAGAGGUCAUUGAUGUGGACCGGAACCGCAUCCGUUACUUCCCCAGCCUGGCCCACUUGUCAAGUCUGAAGGUGGUCAUCUAUGAUCACAAUCCUUGUAGGAAUGCACCCAAAGUGGGCAAAGGUGUGCGACGUGUGGGAAGAUGGGCAGAGGACACGCCUGAGCCUGACCCCAGAAAAGCCAGGCGCUAUGCAUUGGCGAUGGAAGAAAAUCAGGAGCAGCAGGCACCUGUCCCACCUCCUGUCCUCCCUCCUUCCAGCUCCUAAGAGCUGUAGUUGUAGGUCAGGCCCAAGGACCCUCUCCUGCAUGCUCUGAAGACCUCUCAUUCGACGGGAAGGGAUUCUUCUGUGGCAUUGGAAGGGGCUAUUGGAGAACCAACUGAAAAGCCAUAAAGGAACACUGAGAAAACAAACGUCCAACAGCAUGUCUUUCAAAGGGAACUUGUGCCUUGUCAGUAUCUGAGCUACUCAGAGUGAGCAUAACUACUUCGCAGGAAAAUGGUUUCUCCCAGGAAGUAUCUUGAAACACUGAAGGAUGAGAGGGGCCGGGAGGGACACUGACCUCCUCCUUUCUGCAGCAGUCGCUGGUCAUGAAAGUCGUGAACUCUUUAAAUAAGGUACUUGUUAAAGAACCCA
Cavia porcellus (domestic guinea pig) is the source of this 1302-nucleotide messenger RNA. It is a transcript of the gene Lrrc10, whose product is annotated as leucine rich repeat containing 10. The transcript has a single exon. The record is from RefSeq and is a predicted model, not a curated record. Gene Ontology annotation, molecular function: protein binding. Gene Ontology annotation, biological process: signal transduction. Lineage: Eukaryota; Metazoa; Chordata; Mammalia; Rodentia; Caviidae. Bases 94 to 933 code for a protein of 279 amino acids.